ACAACAAAACUUUUCCCGCAAGGCCAUCAGUCACGGGUUACAUGUCGCUCUAUAUAUGUAAUUCAUUUUUGCCGCUAGGUCAAUUGGUCGUAGAAUAGGAGCUGUAUCGGAGGAAAUUGGGUGACGAUUGGAUCCGUAAUCUGAUCGGAUCAUUAAGUUAAACACCCUCGUUCGACACUCUUUUGUCUGUGUAGGCGCUGCCGGAACUUCCUGAACCUCUAGCUGUACUGCAGGACGUUUCCGCCUGUUAAUGGAUGGAGUGUCUAGCCCUGCUUUGCACGAGAGAUAACGUUUCUUCCUGCCAUCCCUGUAAUAAACCAUUACAACCUGAUGAUCAGAAAAACUGGAAUAGUUAUAUUGACUUAAUAAUUGAAAAGUGGCAGGGAGAUUUGUCUGCUCUUUCCUACUAUGUUGGACUUCGCACAAAGCCAAACUGCUGUACUCCAAGAAGCGGCGCAUCAUGUGUCUUGCAUCACGUGACCGAAGAUGUCGUGCAUCCGACAAAUUUUUAUGACCUCAGCUGUUCAGAUUUUACAUCUGGCGGCUUUGUUCCUUGCGAAAAGCGUGCUGUAGAUCGCUGCUGCACCAGUGAUCACUGCAAUAUUCCCACAUCGACAGAACUUUCUAACCUUCGAAACGUCUCUUCUUUGAACCCUCAGCUUAUCCUCAUCUGUGUGCUCGCUUCGUUAUGUUUUGCACUAUGUUGCAUCCUAUUUGCUUGUUGCUGUCGGAUCCGUCGAUCUUUUGGUUCUAAAUGGCCUGCAGACGCCGCAGCUCUGCGGUUAAUUGACGGUGACCCGCAACCUGCUGAGAUGGCUCCUCAGUCUAAUUGUCGAGGCAGUAUGAAAAUUGCCACUACAGCCUCUUCAGCGAACUCCGCAGGCUUCGGUAGCGUUUCAGCCGGUACGUUUGGUGUUCAGGGGGCCAACAGUCUCAGCAGCAGCGGAAUGGGUCGCACCACUCUCACUCAGUUGAACACUGGCUCUUAUUCGACGUCGCCACUAACCGUUGCCCCGUUCACAAGCACCGGCACUAGCUCUGUGUCCCCUACCUUGCAAGAGCUGUUGGACGAAACUUGCAGUGGUUCUGGUUCCGGUGUCGCUUUGCUAGUCCAGCGAACGGUAGCGCGUCAGAUACAGCUGGAGGAACGAAUCGGUGAGGGCAGGUACGGGGAAGUAUGGCGAGGUGUUUGGCAAUGUGAUCAAGUUGCGGCCAAAAUAUUUUCCAGUCGCGAUGAGCGUUCAUGGUUUCGAGAAACUGAAAUUUACCAAACUGUUAUGCUCCGCCACGCGAAUAUCCUCGGGUUCAUCGCUGCAGACAACAAAGAUAACGGCCUGUCAACUGAAUUGUGGCUCAUCACAGAGUAUCAUCCACUGGGUUCGCUGUUUGGAUUUCUACACGAACACUGUUUUCUACCGUCUGCCUUGAUACGGGCUGUGGCUUCCAUAGCGAACGGGUUGGCACAUUUGCAUAUGGAGAUCACUGGGACUCAGGGCAAGCCUCCGAUCGCUCAUCGUGACUUGAAGUCUAGAAAUAUCCUGGUAAAAACAGACGGGGAAUGUUGCAUCGGUGACCUUGGCUUUGCGUUGAAGCUGGACUCCAGCCUAGCGACAGCUGAUUUGUCAACGCAUUCCGAUCGAGUGGGGACGAAGCGCUAUAUGGCUCCUGAGGUGUUGGACAACACCAUCCGACAAACAUCUCCGGAGGCCUACAAGCAGGCUGACAUAUACAGCCUUGGUCUAAUAUUUUGGGAAAUAACCCGGCGGUCUUGGGCCUUUGGUUUGUUUGUUCCCGAAGGAUAUCAACUUCCAUACGAGGAUCUUGUAUCACAGGAUCCAUCUGUUGAGGAAAUGAAGUCGAUAGUUUGUGAGCAGGGAUUACGCCCCGUUUCGCCCACUAACUGGUCCAGGCAUCAAGUUAUUGCCGCCCUACAAGACUUAAUGUGCGAGUGCUGGUACGCCAAUCCAACUGCCCGGUUGCCUGCAAUGAGAGUGAAAAAAUCGCUUGCCGCGCUUCGCAAACAAGUGGAGCUUAAUCCCUGUCUUUCCCUCAUCCCACCGGAGCUAGUGGUUCCUCCCUCCGCAACACAAGGUCUACCUCCAGGCAUCAUCCGCUACUCCAUGGUUGUGCCAAACGCGCCGCUAGAUGAUUCAGCUGUUGAAGAAACCAUGCACACCGUUCACACGACUUCGGACGUCUGCGGGCGCGAUGAAGGAAAACCAGGGACGGUAAAUGUAUAAACAUAGGCGGCAGUCGUACUGGCUCCAUCCAUCGACCUACACGACCGUCUCUCGGACCUGAAUCGGCCACCCAAACUGAGCGUUCACUGGUAGCGUUUCGCUUUGCACAACUAAAUGGAACCGGUGCGUUGUAUCUGUGGUGAAUUUGUCGCCCCACUCCUUUGUGUGGAUGCGACAGAACAUGCAUCCAAUCACAUGAAUGCGCCGUGAUGUUGCAUUUUGAAUCCCCCACGAUUCGAUAUAUUUUAUUUGCCCGUUGUAUUCUUGAUUAAUUAUUUUUUUGUAAUUUGCACUCGGUGAGACGAUUUUUGUCUCAACCCCACCUGGUGGACGCUGUUUUCAUCAGUGUUGUCUCGCCUCAUCCGGCUUCAUGAUCCUUUCAGUUGGGUACAACAAACCAUCUGUCUUUUUUUGCUCUCUCAUGUUCGGCCUGUGUGCUUGCCUUAUCUUUUCUUUUAAUACUCACGCGCAUGGCUGUUCAACUAUUGUUUGCGUCCAGUCAUGCGUGUCCGUCUACACAUUUCUACGCUUUUAUUUCCUAUCACACAGUUUAGUAGUAUGUCAUGGCUGAUCUGCAGUUUCCUUACCACUCUUUCAACUCCCAACUCCCCUGCUGUUGGCCGCUUUUAACAUUCAUGCGUUUCUCUGAUUGGUUGCCGUGUAUAGUUCUUGACGUAAUUUCUUCAUCUCGUUUCAUCCUCCUCAUCAUUUUAAGCUCAUCUGUUAAAAAUGGCAAUUCAAGUUUUGCUUUUCUUCUUAACACCUUUUGAUACUCGCACGUGACUCUACUCAUUUUACCACUUAUUGCCACAUUUCUACAUUCAUUAUAAAUUAGUUCUCACAUCUUGCUUGGUUUUGGUGUGCAUAAACAGUUUCACUUC
This is a messenger RNA of Dicrocoelium dendriticum, 3121 nucleotides long. NCBI's taxonomy places the organism in Eukaryota, Metazoa, Platyhelminthes, Trematoda, Plagiorchiida, Dicrocoeliidae. The record is from the annotation of a GenBank genome assembly.